AUGUCCACCAAAUACCCCCCGCCCGCCUACCCCCCACCCGCGCACCAAGACGCCGGACCCUACUACCCGCCGACCCAGCAACAACAACAACAACAAGGCCCCUACCACACGGGCGCGCCGACCCCGUACCAGUACAACGGGGGCAACGCGCCCGGCUACGGGGGCCAGGACCGCGGGGGUGGGUGGGUGGGUGCGGCGUCAUGCUGGAUGCAAUUUCGUGAUGAGCGGGAUGACACGGCAGGCGCAGGGGAGUUUGAUUCGGACUUGUAG
This is a messenger RNA of Letharia lupina, 270 nucleotides long. RefSeq lists its product as uncharacterized. The record is from RefSeq and is a predicted model, not a curated record. Lineage: Eukaryota; Fungi; Ascomycota; Lecanoromycetes; Lecanorales; Parmeliaceae. Bases 1 to 270 code for a protein of 89 amino acids. The transcript has 2 exons.